AUGGCGUCAGGAACAGUAGGCUCCCAGCAGACAUGGGAGAAGGCAGGCCAGGAUCACCACGGCGUUGUCGACCUGCCCCUCCAUCACAACGUUGGUUCCGCUCCGCGCUGCAGUGCCGCCGCCCAGCCAUCCUUGCACGACGGGAAGUCUGCUAAUGCCCUCUGCCAACAAACAGACAGACAGACAGACAGACACUCUUCUCGACCGUGCCUCGGCAUGGUCAGCUGCCAGGAAGGCAUUAAUCCCAAACAGCAGUGGCCGCUGCUGCUAAGCCCGUCGCAGCAGUGGCCAUUGAAGCCAUUUUGUCAGAUGACCAGCCGACUCUGCCCGGUCCUGUCCGCCGACGCUACGCCAAGUUGCGGUCUGCCUCAACCUCGAUGGAUGGUUGCUGCUGCUGCCAAAGCCAUGUCCGAUAGACGACUCCUCUCCCCCACAGCCCGAGCCGUGUGAGCAAGGUCGGCCUGCAACCCUCGUGGGAACCCUGGCUUCGUCAUCCUGGUGGCCGUAGCUUCUCCACGUGGAAGGAAGGAGGCGUCCAGUAAUCCCUUGGGGAGUUCCUCACACGCCCUCUUGACGAGUCAAAGUCGGCCGAUAAGUCGCCAUCGAGUCGGUGUAGUAGUCGCGUUGCUUGCUUGACCGGAUCAGGGCUGCUCCUACACAAAGUUUUGCGCCCUAGAGAAGGGCAGGCCGUGUCAGUGGUCAUGAUUCGUGCCUAGCCUUACGUGCCGCCUGCGAUGACAUGCCCCGGUCUGCGGUUGAAGUUGGAGGUCACAGCAAAGCGGCACAACAGUCGCAUUGCAGUUCCAAAGCUUAUUG
Molecule: messenger RNA, 816 nt
Organism: Bipolaris sorokiniana ND90Pr
Lineage: Eukaryota; Fungi; Ascomycota; Dothideomycetes; Pleosporales; Pleosporaceae
Exons: 1
Coding region: 1-450 (149 amino acids)
Source: RefSeq, a predicted model, not a curated record